AUGCUAGGAGCUCCAGCUACCAAUGCUGCAAAGAAAGUGAGGGUGAGUAAAACCGUCCUUGAAUGUUUGAAGUGAGUCCUUUUUUUUUGCGUAUUUUUGUUUCCAUUAAAUUCUAUCUUUUUGGGCCUUUUUUUUUGUCGGUCUUGAAAUUAUUUUCAGCUGUAUUUUGGGUUCCUUUGCUUUUAGUUAACUGUUAAAAUACCUGAGGAGAAGCAAGAAUGUAUUAUCUGUCUACUCAGCUUGCAGGAGUGUUGUGAAGUUGUCUCCAAUCGACGGGUUCAAUCAGGGAAUGGUUAGUACUGCAAUGAUCUUGAACAAUGUAUUGUUACUUUUUAUUUAUGGGCUAAAAUUUUCCCGUAACAUCAUGGUUCCAAAGAAUACACUGUAGGAUAUUCCUUCGCUUUUGUAAAAAAAAAUAAUAAAGCUUCUUUACUGUUAUAUAUAUAGAUAUAUUAUAUAUGUUCCUCAUUUCAUUUUUGAAAAGCGCGCUACGUUUACAAUGAUUAUCACUUACAACUUGCUCAUGCCCUUUCGACCAAGGUUAGGUAAUACCAUAUCCUGUUUCCGGCCAAACCUAAACUUUAUAGACAAUUCCAUCAGCAGUUUUUAUCAAAAAAAAAAUUCACUGUGUACAGCAAUUCCAUAGUAUUUGGCGCUUGAAGUAGUGAAAAUUUCUUGCAGAUUUCUGUUUCUGUAUACGACCUCGUAUUCAUUUGAGAAUAUUACUAACCCUCUUCUCUGUUCGUCAAUUACCUUUCUUUCCAGGGCAAAAAUGCUUCACUGUGCCAAGAGAUGAUGAUACGUCUGCCCCGCCUACACCAGUUCGCAUCUUCCUGGCAAGAUACAAAGUCGUGUCUCCGGCAGAUGUACAGCAGCCGGUUGUAUCGGAUGAUGUAGUAGAGGGAGAUAAGAACAUUUCAGUUUCGACCUGUGAUUUUUGUCUAAGAAGCUCCUGCAUAAUGCAGUCGGGAAUUCAAACCGAUAGGUCGUGGUGA
Porites evermanni is the source of this 995-nucleotide messenger RNA. The record is from the annotation of a GenBank genome assembly. NCBI's taxonomy places the organism in Eukaryota, Metazoa, Cnidaria, Anthozoa, Scleractinia, Poritidae.